Uranotaenia lowii is the source of this 906-nucleotide messenger RNA. RefSeq lists its product as uncharacterized. Bases 43 to 882 code for a protein of 279 amino acids. The record is from RefSeq and is a predicted model, not a curated record. The transcript is spliced from 2 exons. Lineage: Eukaryota; Metazoa; Arthropoda; Insecta; Diptera; Culicidae.
UGGUUCCACGAUCAAAACGUAUCGAACUCGCAGAAAGUUAGAAUGGAAUCACCACCAGCCAAUACCAUACCUUCCGCCCCGACGCCGCUGCUGUUGUGUUAUUUCUUUCAUAUAUGCGGCUCGAGCGCCCAAGGUCCUCCUCCCGAUCCGUCCGAUCCCUUUGGCGCCUUCGAUGACUUUGCUGACAGCUGGCAGAAACGUCUGAAUCCGCUGUUAAAUUUUGAGAGCAAGAUUUAUGGAAUACAAAACGACUUUGACAAAGCAAUAAAGAAGCUCAAAGAUGAGAACGCUGAUCCUGCCUAUCAAGCGGCGCUGCAAGAUAUUAGCGUUAUGCUUAGACAAUUGACUGACGCAAUGAAAGCCGAUUAUUCAGAAGCCCUAUCUUAUAUUAUAAAGGAUGUUAAAGCGUUUUUUAAAAUUCUUUUCGAACCGUAUGUCACGGCGAAGUCCAAUUUCAUGGAGCAGGCAACUACCAUGGUUAGAGGAACUGCAGCACAAAAGGCCUGUGCUGAUAACGCCUUUUUAAAUCAUCUGAACCAAGAGUUGGGCUUAUUUGCUGGCGCUUCAGGCUCCUUUGCAACGACGGUGAUGUCGAGUCAUGUGUUUUACUAUCACUACUUUACAAGAGUCCUCGAGGUUUUGAAAGCGUCAUGUUUUUCCCUAUUGGGCAACUUCAAGAAUCCUUUAUACUCUAGUGAUGAAAUUAAGUCUUUCUUUCAAAUGAUUUACCCUAGCUAUGUAUUGUUAUCUUAUAAUUCUAUUGGAUCAAGUUCUACUGAGUUGUUUUACAUAAGCGAAGGUAGCAAGGCCCUAUUUUAUUUUCUGAACGGAGCUUUAUUCAGUUCUCUUAUUGAGCAACAAAAGAUGCUUGAUUCCUGCUAAUGUCUGUCGUUUCUCAAAUAUAUA